Molecule: messenger RNA, 5770 nt
Organism: Megalobrama amblycephala (Wuchang bream)
Lineage: Eukaryota; Metazoa; Chordata; Actinopteri; Cypriniformes; Xenocyprididae
Gene: ncam2a
Exons: 17
Coding region: 157-2556 (799 amino acids)
Biological process (GO): cell adhesion
Cellular component (GO): membrane
Molecular function (GO): protein binding
Source: RefSeq, a predicted model, not a curated record
GACGGACGGACAAGCGCGCGCACAAAAGGAGAGCGAGCGAGCGAGAGAGAGAGAGAUAGCGCGCGCGAGCUCGAGCUGGAUUCGCUACUUUCAUUCGGCUCACUGAGGUUUCAACUAGCGACACAAGCGGCUGUCUGUCACUUUCACCUGCUGAAAAUGAUCCUCAAAUUCACCUGCCUGCUCGGAUUGCUGCUCUGCGGCUGUCAAGCUGUGCUUCAGGUGGCAAUAUCACUCAAUAAAGUGGAACUGAGUGUCGGAGAGUCUAAAUUCUUCACAUGCACAGCCAUUGGUGAGCUGCUCAGCAUAAACUGGUUCAGUCCUCAAGGCGAGCGUAUCAUCUCAAACCAGAGAGUGAUCGUUCAAACAGAGGGCGCGCGGUCCAGGCUAACCAUCUACAAUGCCAUCAUCGAGGAUGCUGGGAUAUACCGAUGCCAGGCUGUGGACGCCAAAGGACAGACCCAGGAGGCCACGGUGGUGCUGGAGAUUUACCAGAAGUUGACGUUCCGCGAGGUGAAGACGCCGCAGGAGUUUCGUCAGGCCGAGGACGCUGAGGUCAUCUGUGAUGUCAUCAGUUCACCUGUGCCAGCCGUGUCCUGGUUCUACAAGAACAGAGAAAUCACGUCCGAACCGAACAGCAGAUUUCAAGUGCUUCCCAGCAACAACCUGCAGAUCCUGAGAGUGAGCAAAGCCGACGAGGGCGUGUAUCGCUGUGAGGCACGUGUGGAGGCCCGAGGAGAGAUCGAUUUCAGGGACAUUGUGGUGCUGGUGAACGUUCCUCCGGUUCUGUCAGUGCCGCAGCAGUCCUUCAACGCCACCGCCGACUACCAGGAGUCAGUGACGUUCACCUGCAUCACCUCCGGCUCCCCCGACCCUCAGGUGACCUGGUACUGGAAGGGUCACGUGAUCGAGCGAUCGGAGCAGUAUGUGUUCAACACUAUGGACGGAGGCAAAAGCACGUUGACCAUUAAAAACAUCCGUCAAGGGGACGGAGGGCCGUACACCUGCCGCUCCAGCAACAAGGCCGGGAGCACCGAGAGUCAGCUGUUCCUCAAAGUGUUCGUCCAGCCUCACAUCACUCAGCUGAGGAACGUCACAGCGGUGGAGGGAAGCGCUGCGAUGAUCUCCUGUACGGCUGAGGGAGAACCGCUGCCCGAGAUCUCAUGGAGGAGAGCCAGUGAUGGACAGACGUUCACAGAUGGAGAUAAGAGUCAGGACGGCCGUGUGGAAGUGCGUGGACGGCAUGGGAAAUCCAUGUUGACCAUCAGCGGCGUUCGACUCUCAGACUGGGGUCGAUUCGACUGUGAAGCUCUCAGCAGGAUCGGAGGCCAUCAGAAGAGCAUGUUCUUGGAUAUUGAGUAUGCACCGAAGUUCCAGACUAAUCAAAGCAUCUUCUACUCAUGGGAGGGAAACCCAGUGAACAUCAGCUGCGAUGUGAGGUCCAACCCUCCAGCGACGAUGCUGUGGAGACGAGACCGGUUUACCAUCUCUAGUCAAGGGACCAGCAACAUUCGCAUUUACACUGCAGAGGGACGAUCUCUUCUGGAGGUCACUCCGGUAUCCGACAGGGAUUUUGGACGCUACAACUGCACAGCCAGAAACAACAUUGGCGCUCGAUACCAGGAGUUUAUAUUAGCACAGGCAGAUGUCCCGUCGAACCCGUACUCUGUACGGCUCACCGCCGUCUCCCAGCGUCUCGCCACCGUCACCUUCAUGAAGCCCGACUCGCACGGCGGCGUCCCGAUCAGCUAUUACAUCAUCAACUACAAAGACACGAGCACGCAGGAUUGGAGGACAGUGAGAUCACAUGGAGUUCAGACCGCAGUAGUUCUGGCCAGCCUGGAGCCCAACACGACGUAUGAGGUGAGAGUGGCGGCCGUCAAUGGAAAGGGUCAGGGUGAAUUCAGCCACACAGAAACCUUCCAGACGUUACCCAUCCGCGAGCCGAGUCCUCCGACGGUUCACGGACAGAGAGGCGUCGGGAAGGCCUACAGACUGGGACUGAUCAAACAGGACGACGGUGGGAUGCCUAUCGUCGAGUACAUCGUGAAGUAUAAAACGGAUAAAGAGGAGCAGUGGAUGACGAAGCUGGUUCCCGGCAUGAAUGAUUUCGCGCUGCUGCAGCCGCUGCAGUGGAACACGCGCUACAACGUGGAGAUCACGGCGCGCAACGUCAAGGGCCUGUCGGAGCCCACCUUCUUCCAGUUCCUCAUGCCGCAGAAACCCGACAUCACAGCAGAUUCUCUGUUCAGCGGUCUGGGUCUCGGCGCUGUGGUGGGUCUCGGGGUGGCGGCUCUUCUUCUGCUGCUGGUGCUGGUGGACGUGUGCUGCUUCUUCCUCCGUCAGUGCGGUCUCCUCAUGUGCAUCACCCGCAAACUCUGCAGCAAGAAAACCACAACCAGCGGCAAGAGCAAAGAGCUGGAGGAGGGCAAAGCCGCCUACCUGAAACUCCCGCUGAAGGAGGAGAACGGCAAGGAGGUGCUCAAGCCGGACUUGAUCGAGAUCAAGGUCCACACGGACAACAGCAUCCACACAAAACAGGACGACAGCAAAGCGUAAUGGAGACCGGAGGCAUUCCCGGCCCCAACAAACUGAGACCAAAACAUAGAAAUCAAAAAAAAUAUCACAAAAGAGUAAAGAAAAAAGAAGAAAAAAGAAAAGAAAUCUUCACUAAUGAAGGGCGUGUAAAUAUGUUCAAAUAUAAACAGAGUUUUUUGUGAUAAAUCUACUGUUCUUUCUAUCCACGAUGGCUCCAGCACUACUUUUCGGUUGAUGUUUCCGUCUUUGUGUUUUGGAGGAUCUCAGAAAUGAGCCCAUUGAAUUCCCAGGCCUUCUUCUACUGUCCAGGCAUGUCCAGUCCGAUUUCUGACCAGCGGGACGUCGUAUUGGGUCAUAAACACUGCAAACAAAGAUGUUCUUCCACAGGAUUUCUGUCUUGUUUUCCAGCACAAAUAUAUUUAAUCAUUCUUAAAUCAAGAUACAUUUACUGGAGAAGCAAAAUGACUGAAGAGAUGAAGUCUAGAUUACUGAACAAUUGAUCAAGAUGGAGUUUAUGCUCAAAACAGGAGAAAUAUAUAUACCCAUACCUAUACCCAAACCCAUAUAUUAUAUAUAUAUAUAUUUAUAUAAAAUGUGAAAACCCAUCACAUGGUGAAAUUUUACCUUUAACAGGUUUCAACACCAUAUGAAAGCUGGAUUUCCAAAUCUGUUUUUACUUCUUUCAUAGCUAGGAAUAUAGACCUAAGGUUGAUCUUGUUUUAAAGAAGACACUUAUCAGAUUAUUGUAGAAGUGAAAUAAAUUAUGAAAGUGAAAUAAAAAAAGUUAUAGAAGUUUAAGUUUAUGAAAAUGUAAAAAUAUAAUUGUUUAUAUUUUAUAAUAAUAUAUUACUAAGCGUGUUCUACUCUUAAACUGCAACAAAAUCCAAAAAUGUCAAUUGAAAUAUUUCAAAAAAUGAGCUUUUAGUAAGAUUUUGUUUGGGCGCAGUAUCAAACUUUAUCACUAGAUGCCACCCAAGCUCCAUAUCUGACCAUUUAAGGGCGCCUUAAUUUAUUUGAGUGAUCUGAACCAUAUAUUUCCAUAUAUUUUCAUGCAUUUUAUGAAGUAGACAUCCUAUUCAGAAGUAGUAUGUGCAGUUUGGCAGUAUUUAAUAUGAAUUCAACCUCUAAUAAACACAUAAUUAGAACAUGUGUGUUCAUUACAGCUCCGUUGUUCUCUUGUGCUCCGCCUUCUCACGAUAACAUAGUGCCAUAGUUUAUACAGGACUGGCGGGAAAUUUGCAUUAAUACACCUUCAUUCUACAUGUUAUGUGGUUUAUUUUGAUAGGUGAACUGUCUGUAGUGUUAAGAGAUGGAAAGCUAUGGCCGAUUUUUUUUUUUUACCUCAGCUGGGUGUGUUCUUAAACAGUAACGUUAGAGAAAGAGCUAUUUUUUUGCACUUAACAGGCAAAUUUUGCCAAGAUAUUUUCAGAGAUGAUAGACAAGAUGUUAUAGAAUGAUAAUUUAAUGAAAACCUAUUUUUGACAAAAAAAUAACAUUCAACCUAUUUUUUUAAUUUACUGAAAACGUUCCAUCGCAACAUCCGACAGGUUUCCCAUCAUAUAUAUAUAUAUAUAUAUAUAUAUAUAUAUAUAUAUAUAUAUAUAUUGACCCCACUGGCAGAUUUUUUUUAAUUAGUUUUAAGUAUAAAUUCACUAUUCGUUAUGUUCCAUUCAGUGGACUCUUAUUUUGAUAUUCUGUUCUGUUUCCUUUAGUUUCCUUUUCUCUGCUCUGUUUAGUUUCGCAUUUUGAACCUUUGAUUCACUUGAAACCAAUUGCUUCGGAAAAUGAUUCACUGAACACCUUUUACAAACUAUUUGCAAAUGUUAUAUCCAUGGUAUAAUCUAUUAAGUGCAAUUAACAAAUCAUCUAAUACCAUUAAAUAUGAAGUGUCUAUAUAAUAUGUGUUUAUUUUAUUAAUAAAAUGUAAGUGUUUUAUGGAGAUCUUGGUUAAUCGCACCAAUAAGAGACGUCUAACUACAACUCCUCCUUUUUAAUAUACAAAUGUGUCAUUAAAUGUCUACAAAUGUAUAAAAUUGAUCCAAGUACAGGUAGUUCAGAGUUCACAGAGAUCAUAGUGGCAAAAUAUUGAAAUUUCAAAAAAAAUUCGAAACGGUUCUGACGCAACGAAGCGAAUCACUGGUUUGAAACAAAUGAUUCGCAAAAGUUUUAAAGCUUCACGAAUCGUGUUUCGAAAGAAUCUAUUAGUGAAUUUAUUUUCUGAACUCGCAAAAUAUACGUAACAGAUUCAUUUUUUCGUAAACAAGACUUCAUAUCUUCAGUCAUUUUUCUUCUGUUCCAGUAAAGGUUUCUUGAUUUAAGACUGUUUAGAUGUUUGUACUGGAAAACAAGACAGAAAUACUGAGGAAGGAUUUCAGAUUCUCAUCUCAAUGUGUCCAUCGGUUUUUGGCUUUUUCAAUGUUUUCGUGGGACUUUUCCCAGAAUCCCACAACCUUUGGAUUUCUUCUAUUUUUCCAGGCAUGUCCUAGGCUCUUUUGAGACGGAGCGUCUCAUAUAUGUCAACAUUUGAAGAGGUCAUCGGUUUGUAUUCUCCAUCUUUCAGGGUCGCUUCUCAAAAGAAACCUGGCAAAACCUUGUAGUAAAGUGACUUUGUAGUUUGGAUUUCCUCAACUGCCAUGAUGCCAGAUGAAAUGCUCUUCUUAAUUUAUGUUGAUUAAUGUGUGAUGUGAGAAUGACUGGACGUGUUCUGCGCAAAUACACAGAGAAGCGAAUGUUUGACCGACACUUUGCAGCGCAGUUUCUGUGUUUCUGUGUGGCUCCAGCACUCAAGAGGGCGCUAGAGUGUACAUUAACUAUCUCAAACCAGAUGUGUUGUUAUUCAAGCACCUGCUGUAAACAGUUUAACAAACUUGCUCUUUAAACGGUUAGUCCAUCAGGACAGUGAUUAAGAUGAAUCUGUCGCCCCCUGGAGUCCGGUGUUAUUUUACUAUUAUUUAUAUAGUAUUAUUAAUGUUUUGAAUUUGCUUUUAUUUUUAUAUUUUUAGUUUCAUUUUAAUCUUAGUUUUUUGUACUUUUAUUAUGUGCUUUUUGUCAUUUUUAAUUUGUUUUAAUUUGAGUGUUAUUUUUAAAAUUGUAUUUUAUUUCACUUAAUUGCUAAGGCAAUAUUGAUAUGUAUUUAAGAUUAAACAUUUUCAUCGGAUAAAUUUUAUUUCACUUUAACGAAGUGUAUUAAUAUUUUGAAUUAGCUUCGCUUUUUACAUUUUUGAGUUUAUUUUAU